AUGAACGAACUAAGUGCAGUGCGGAUAUGUGUGUCCAAACUCAGCCAGGACGACAUCGCAAAGACGAAGAUGUUCUUCGAGCACUAUAACAAAGGGGGUCAGAUGGUGUCUCUUGGACGUGACGGGACACAGAAAACCGCACAGGAAUUAAUAUCGCUGGGGAAGGAGGUCAAACCGAGUUUUGUGGCGAAGGAUAAACUUCCUCCUGGCACAUUCGAUCACCUCGACAUAACCAGCCUAUUAAAGGAAAUCGUCUGCUUAAAAAAGAGUUUGGUCGAUGUGACGUUACGUCUCAACGCGUCCGAGGAAAUUAUUCGUAAGUUGCGCAAGGAGGUGGACAGUUUGCGCGAUUCACGGAACGUUUCUAGUUCACCCAAUGACGCUACAAACAUCAACACGCGCCGUGGAGCACGCCUAGAUGAGUCAGCGUUUUUGCCGCCAACACUGACGUCAUCCGCUGUCGUGUUACCACAAGUCACUUCUCGCCCCGCGCCCCCCGUCCUAUCGUCGCGAGCGCCAACGUCGCUGCCCGUGAAAGUAAUGCCAACAAAAUCAUCGUUGCAACCACAGCGUCGAGAUUUUGCCUCCGUCGUCACUAGCAAACCUACUGCUUCAGAACAGCGGGGUGUGCCAAAACCGGCACUGAACAUUAACCCCAAGUGUGCUGCCACUGGUAACCGCGACGAUGAUGGUUUCGUCGUGGUACAAAAGAAGAAGAACACAAAGAGAGUCAAUGGAAACCAUUGUGGCACUGGGCCCAAUAUCCUGCUGCGUGCUGGUACACCGACCACGGCAAUACUCCUGCCCUGUUUACAUUACAGCACUAAGGAAAAGGACAUUGUCAAUUAUAUAAAAUUUAAGAGUAACCUGACAGUGAGGGUGAAGCCGCAGCUGAAGAAGAGCUACAACGAUACUUCCAAGGCGUUUGUGGUCCUGGUGCCCAAGAACAUGCUGCCCACCUUUAUAAAGGAAGACUACUGGCCGAGGGGAGUGGAGUAUCGGCGCUACCGUGGCAGAUUGCCGUGA
Molecule: messenger RNA, 1026 nt
Organism: Achroia grisella
Lineage: Eukaryota; Metazoa; Arthropoda; Insecta; Lepidoptera; Pyralidae
Exons: 1
Coding region: 1-1026 (341 amino acids)
Source: RefSeq, a predicted model, not a curated record